AUGAGUCAGCCACCGUCUGCUCGUACGAUUAUUUCAAUACCACUAUCUUCUAUUCUAAUGAAACAGCAAAGUAUAACAAUAUCUGAUGAACAAUCUCUCCUGUCAAAUUAUUCCUAUAGUUCAUUGUAUAAAACUGAAACAUUAAUAAAUGCUCAUUUAAAAGAAAAUUGGAAUACAUGUUUUUCAAGAAUGAUUGCAACUAGCGAACUAUUAAUCGGUUUCACUUCGCUUAUCAUCGGUAUUCUAAUUAUUGUAUUUCAAUUGACGCUGUAUCAAACGGGUCAUGCUGUUUGGACUGGUGCGACAAUAUUUAUUGCUGGAAUAUUUACAUUUUUAACGUUGUUUAAUCGUCAUCAUCAUUUUUUUCUUAUCGUCUCAUUAGUUCACAUUCUGGCAAGUCUAACAUCGACGGUAAUGAUAUUUGUUUCAAUAUUAGGUAUAAUGUUGAAGAACACAACAUUUCAACAUCUUCAAAUUGAACAACAAGUUGGUCAAGCAACGUAUAUUACGAAAAUUGAUUAUAGUAUACAUGGAACAUUGAUUGGACUAGGAUUAUUAGAAAAAAUUCUAUCUUAUACACUAAUAAUAACAAUAAUUAGGCAGACGCUUAGAAUAGUUUGA
This is a messenger RNA of Didymodactylos carnosus, 621 nucleotides long. Lineage: Eukaryota; Metazoa; Rotifera; Eurotatoria; Philodinida; Philodinidae. The record is from the annotation of a GenBank genome assembly.